Molecule: messenger RNA, 4193 nt
Organism: Gamsiella multidivaricata
Lineage: Eukaryota; Fungi; Mortierellomycota; Mortierellomycetes; Mortierellales; Mortierellaceae
Exons: 2
Coding region: 342-4169 (1275 amino acids)
Biological process (GO): cristae formation
Cellular component (GO): mitochondrial crista junction; MICOS complex
Source: RefSeq, a predicted model, not a curated record
CAGCUCCUUCCCCCUUCUCAACCCAUUCACCCCUCCCUGCACUCUGUACAUACUACCGCUACACUGCUCUUGUACAUAUCCACCCACCUGUAUAUAACCAAACCGAUCCAUCCUCCCAUCUUUUGACUUGGCAGCACUCAAAAGUGUAAACCAUCCGUCAUGGUCCUUCCUAUCGUACGAACGUCUCUAUUCUUUGUUCUCUGCUGUCUUCAGGAAGAUAGCGCUGUUUUGCUCUAAAAACUGACUAGACACUCUCUCAACAUGGCUGCACUAGCCCAUGACGAUCGCUGCGGCAACGAGUCUCGUCACCGGUACCCUCUUCAUCUCCUUUUCAGAAGUCUAUGCGGACGAGAAAACAGUAUGUGUCCUCCGAUGGUCCUCCGUUGAUGGGAAGGACAAAAUCAUCGUCAGAGACUGAUGUGAAUGUCUUUUUCUAUUUUGUGGGCGAUAUGAGCAAGCCCAGCAGCAAUACUUCCACUCAAUGCGAGAAUCUUCCUUCGGAUCUGAGUCCCGAGCACAAGGCCCCUCACUUUCGUACGAAUGACAGACACAGAUCGCUCCCCGCACCAGGGGAAGAGCUCAUGCCUGGUCUGGCCUACGUUGCCCUUGCUGGCGUAACCGGCUCGCUCCUUGCUCGUCAGAGAGGGAUGACCGUAAAAAUGCUAGCGCCGGUCGCGUUCGCGUCUGCUGCAGGACUCUAUUUCCUGCCUCAUACGACCAGAAACUUGCUCGGGGUCGACUCGGCUUCCUACGACAAAUGGACCGCCACCCAUCCUCACUCGCACGCCCACGGUCAAUUGCGCCCUCACAACCAAACGCCCGAGCUCUCCAAUACUAAGCUGGUCUCCCAAGCUCGCACAGCCUGGGAUUCUGUCCAGGACAAGGCUGGUGACCUCGACGACAAGGUCAGUACUAAAGGCAAGGAGGCCAAGACCUGGUGGAACAAGAACACUGACAAAGUUGAGGGUACCUUGAAGACCCAAGCCCAGGAAUCAAAAUCCUGGGUCGAAAACAAGGUGAACGAAGCCGACAGGGCCAUCGAUAACGCGUCUGCCAAGGCUGCCGGUGCUGCCAAGGGUGCUGUGGACUGGGUAGAGGACAAGUCCAAAAUUACCGGUCCCAAGCUGGAGGUUAACACCAAAGACGCUGAUGCUUGGCGGCAAACCCAAGGCCGUGUUUCGAAGGACACCAACGGCCGGGCCAAACUUGUGGCCAGGCUUGGUGAGGACAGCAGCCGCACGCACACCGAGAACUCCUGGCUCCGUCGAGAGUUUGGCGAUGGUCCAGAGGAGACGUACAGUCCUCAUCUCGACCGGAACCGUCGGUGGUCCGGCAGAUCCAGCGUAUCUAGCAUGAACGGUAGCUGUGAUUACUGGAGUGAUGGACAGGAGCAAGGAACCGCCAAGGUUCGAGGCAAUGACGACUACUGGUUCCGAAAACCGCCAAACAGUGCUCUCCGCAGCAAUAAGGGUGCUUUGAACAACAGUGACGUCGAUCGCUGGUCCUCUACCGGUGACGAGAUCGGUACUGCACGCAUGGACGAUCCCAAGUACGAGAAUUUGCAUCGCCAACGCUCUGCGAACGCGGCCGAUCUGCCCCACAAACCCGAGUACUGGACCAAUGGCGAGGAGAUCUCUUCUGCAGAUAUCCGCGAUGCCAACUACUACAAUUACCCUGGUAGCCACACUGCCCCGUCUCUCGGUCGUGCUUCCUGGUGGUUCAGGCAUACAGGAACUUCUUCAUUGGAUUAUGCCACAAGUCUGGCGAACCUGACGGGUCAGGGAGACAAGGAGUCAUUCGCUCAUGCCGAUCACUUUCCUCAUGAUAUCUCGAGUAAGCUGGCUACAAUGAAGGCGGAGCUCGAAAAGGCCGCUGCCGAUAUUAUGACCCGUGCCGAAGAUAGAGCUGCUCAUGCCAAAGCAGCAGGCGAGGCCGCAAUUCACGACCGAAAGACUGUUAUGGAAAAGGGCAUCAAAGACCUCGAACAACGUCUUGCAGUCGAGAAAGAAUCGGCUGAACGUGCAGUCAAGGAGGCCAAGGCUCGUGCCCAAUCGUGGGAGAGGGACCAUAGCGCUCUUGCUGAAAAGGCUGUCAAGGACAUCGCGGACCGUUUCGCGCACGAUAAGGCUGCCGCUGAGGCUUCAGCUGCUCAGCUCAAGUCCAAGGCUGAGGCGUGGGCUCGUGAGCAAAAGGAGAGGGUGGACACUGCUACCAAGGAGGUCCAUGAUCGUGUGAUUCGAGAGACUGCUGCAACGGAGAAGAAUGCGGCGGAGGUCAAGACAGCCCUCGAGACCCGAAUUCGCGAGGAGAAACUCAAGAUGGAACGUGAAAUCGAGGAGAGCAUCCGUCUCGAAAAGGUCAAGGAGGAAAAGGCGAAAGCCGAUCUUCGUGCAAAAAAUGAGGCCGUUGCCCGCGAUCAAAAACUCAAAUUGGAGAAGGGAGCCAAGGAGCUGGAGGAAAAGCUGUCGUUCGAGAGGGCUCAGGAGGCUGCGCAGGAAGCCAGGGCUCGCGCGGAGGCCGUGAAGGCUGCCAAGGAGAAGGAAAUGCGCUUGAUUCGCGAGAGAGAGGAAGCUGCUAUCGCCGAGAGGAAGAGGGCUGCUGAGCAUGCAGUCAAGGAGAGGGCUGACAAGCUGGCUUUGGAAAAGGCCGAGAGAGCUGCUCAUGAGGCGAGGACGCGCGCCGAGGCGUUAGAGCUGGAGAAGAAGAAGCACACCGUGUUGGCAGCCAAGGAAAUGGAGCACAUGAAGGAAGUAGAGAGGGCUGAGACCGCUGCGCGCGAUGCAAAGUCGAAGGCUGAGGAGGUGUUGCUGGAGAAGAGGAUGGCUGGCAAGAAAGACAUUGAGAUGGAGGGGCGUCUGUCUGCGGAGAGAGCCCAGGCCGUAGCCAGAGAGGCAAAGGCACAUGCCGAGACCAUGGCGAUCGAGCAAAAAAUGACAGCCCAGCGUGCCAAGCAUGAGCGCGAACAGAAGAGCGGUUUGGAGCAAGCCGAGGCUGGCGCACGCGAGGCCCGCAUCAGGGCUGAUGCACUGGUCAAGGAGAUGAAGAUGAGCAAGGACCGCGUCGACAAGGAGAUCGAGCAGAAAAUCGCGGCCGAGAGAGCUGAAGCAGCUGCUAUGGAGGCCAGAACGCGUGCUGAGGCCACCUUGAAUGAAACUGAGCGCACUGUCGAACACGAUCGCAAAUCGCGCACUGGCUGGAGUUGGCCAUGGAGUGGUUCGCGUUCUUCAACCACCACAGUGGAGACCACUACUGAGACCACUUCCGUACCUUCAAAAGGUGCUCAAUCUCGAGCCCAGAGCCGCGAAGGAUCGGACACCACUGACCAUCCUUUGAAGCACACUGUUGAGGAUACUAAGCAGACCAAGGAAAACGUCGAGGGUGGCCUUGAGCGCCUGAAGCAAGCUGUUCUGGGUACCGAAUCGAAAAUCUCUGAUGAUGCACAGAGAGUCAAGGAGACUGUCCGCAACAAGGUGGAGGCAACAGCAGCCGAGCGCCGUGGGGUGUUUUCGCAAGGUGCUAAGUCUGACGCUACCUCCGAUGUUGGACUGAAUGUGCAGGCAGCGGCUGCAAAGGCUGGAGUAGAAAUCAAGGCAGGAGCCAAGGAUCAGUACUUGAAGAACUCUAGCGAGACAGCGCGCAAAGCCUAUGACAAUGUUAUCGAUGCUGCGACUACAGUCGAGGGACAGAUCCUUCAUCCUCAUUUGCACCAUGAGCAUACAGACGGUGAUGCCGCUAAGCACCAUUUACACGACCAUGUUCGUGGAGAUCUCCGACAGGCCAAGGAGGAUACUCAACACGGCUAUGAGCGCCUGAAGGGCGCGACCACUGGUGCAGAGGAGGCUCCGGUCAAGGCGACGAAUGAUGGCAAGAGAUGGUGGAGCGACAAGGCUGAGCAACUAGACCAAGAGCUGGACAAGACUCAGGCCAAGGUCGAAAAGUCUGCGGGGAACACCAAGGGGUGGUGGAAUAGCAAGACGAACGAGACUGAGGACAAGGCUAAGCGUAUGGACAAAGAGCUGCGUGAUGGAUUGAAUAAGGCUGGCGAUAAGUCGCAGGAGAUGAAUGAUGAUACAGCGCGGAACGCUGAUGCUGCGGACGGGGACUCUUGGUUCCGAACGGAGCAGGCACGCCAGCAUCAGCAUAACCGCGGACCUGGCAGAGCUAUGUAAAAAUUACAAUAGGAUAAGUAUUCU